AUGAUAGCUCCACGGUAAGUCGCGUUCAGUUCAACUACACCUACCUACCUGUCAGCGCUCUCUCCUAUACCAUCAUAGUCCACUCGGCGUGUCUCGAACGUUUUUAAUAUUUCGCCGAUUUCCCGCCAAUACAAUACAAUAUAUCGUACUGCGACCACUGCUAACCACGGCCGGUAUUUCGUAACGUCGCACGCCUACCGUACCCAACCGAGACUAUGCGUAUAGAAAAUAAUACCGCGUCGUACACAAAAGUCAAUCGGUAAUAAUUGUUUAUUAUAUUUAUUAUAUGUAUUAUGCCUGUGUAUUCGCCGAAAUUAUAAUAUUAUUACAAUGACGUUUGUUCGUCGCAAGUUUCGUCGGCUAAAUAUUGCGUCCGAGAGGAAAUUAAAAAAAAAAAAAACGCACACGAAAAUAAAGAAACGUUGUACCAAAUAGCGAUUGACGUUACGGCCAGUAAUAAUAUUAUUAGUCGAUUUGUACAGCGUGUCAAUGCGUACGGCGAACGAUCGAAAUAAUUAUCGUUCAUCGCAGAGAAGUAAUAUUUUAUAACGCUCGAAUUUUUUUUCGCAGUGCAUAACUGCUAUUUUGAAUAAGUUGCGCUUCGGACCCGGCGACGUCGUUAAUUCCCGAUUGUACCCAAUUUUUAUUUGCGUUAUUAUUCAUGUCUGUUUGGUGGCGGGACCGCCUCCGUGGGGUUUCGAAAAACCGUAUACGAUUAUCAUUUGUUUGUGUUUGUAGUUUUAGCGCGAAAAACCGUAACUGCAGCUGUCAACCGGGACUGGAUGGAUCCAAUAGCCGGCCUAGACCCAUAACAGCCGUUCAAAAUUAAAGAAAAACAACAAUAAAGUUCAAUAUCGAUAUCAAAACGACCAUGCAGAAUAUUACGUCCGCUAUCGGUAAGUUCGAUCGAAUUAAUUUCCAAAAAACCAAAUAGUAGUUUCAAUAACUAACUUAUAUACGUGAUUAGGUGGUAGUCUAUUUUUUUUCUAAGAUAAAAUACAUUUAUAAUAAAUAUAAUUUUUUUUUUUUAAAUUUUAUUUUUAAAAAAGAGGAAUUAAUAAGUAUCGAAUGCGAAUAAAUAAAAUCUGUUUCUAUACAAUAAUAAUAUUAUUUUGCAGUGCUAUUUCGAACCGUACAUAAUAUUUAUUUACAUAUUGUUAUUUUAUAAUUGUUCGUAUUCUUAACGAGUAUUGAACAUUGGCAUAUUAUAAACUUGCACCAGCUACUAUAUAUUAUUAAAUACGUGAAAUGCUAAAUAAUAUAUUUCUUCAAAUAUGGACUUUUUAUUCAAAAAUGUGCGUUAUUAAAUUCAAACGCUAUGAUAUAGAUGUUGAGUUUCGGAAUUAGCUUAAAAAUUUUGAAGGAGCUAUAUAAAACAAUUCUUGAGUGAUACGGUAUUUCCUGUGUAUAAUCUGCACAUUACGAGAAAAUUCGUUUUAAAAUGUUGUACUGAAUUUAAAUCGUUCAAUCAAUAGUCCGUACACUAAUUGUAUUUUAUAAUUUACGAUGCCUGUUAUAAGUUCUACACUUAUUACCUAUACUCGCGUUAUUUGUUUUAAAUUCGUACACAUACUUAUACAAACACAAAUAAAGUAAAAACAAAAUAGAUGUAAUUAUUUGUGCAAUAUUGUUUUAAAUUACACCACUCAGUAAACAUUCUGUUAUCGAUACAUUAUUUUCUAAAAUACGUAAAUUUCAUUAAUUUUCUAUUACUUAUUGAAAAUCGGGUUUAUACAAUAUUUUAAAUUAUAUUUAUGAAAAAUCAUAAUCGAACGGUCGAAUGCACGUGUCAGAUCACUUAUUAUAAUAAUAAUUCAAUCACAAAGGAUAAAUCUAUGAAAAUCCAAUUUCGUUUCAUACAAGUAUAAUAUAUAAGAAUCGGUAGUUAAAAAUUGUAAACAAAACCUAAUACAUAAUGGUAAAUUAACAUCCGGGAGUAUAUACUAUUAUACAGUACAAUGCACGUCGUAAUAAUACAUCUACUUUUAAAAAAGACGUAUUCGUCAAUCACUGAUUGUAAUAUAUAGAUAUUAAAUUUUCUACGUAAUUACCAUUUAGGUACCAAUCUGGAUUGUAAGAUCGAUCCGCAUUUUACUCUAUGAAAUAAUUAUUCAGUCCCCUGUUUCUAAAUAAAAACGCAUAAUAUUUUUAUAACUUACAAAUGUUUCUGAAUGUUUUAGAAAUAAGAAUGAAGACUUCGACAGACAUUACCACACUCAGGCCGAAACCAUGGUUUCCAAAACCUAGCUGUUAG
Cinara cedri is the source of this 2254-nucleotide messenger RNA. The record is from the annotation of a GenBank genome assembly. Lineage: Eukaryota; Metazoa; Arthropoda; Insecta; Hemiptera; Aphididae.